Messenger RNA from Dentiscutata heterogama, 315 nucleotides. NCBI's taxonomy places the organism in Eukaryota, Fungi, Glomeromycota, Glomeromycetes, Diversisporales, Gigasporaceae. The record is from the annotation of a GenBank genome assembly.
AUGAGCCAACCUACGGUUCAAAUUAUUAGCGUUCAAAUACGGAAUAAUAGCGGCCAGUUACUAAGAUCCCAGAUUAUUGGUGGGCCACAAAAUGCUAAUGGUCAAUUUCAAAGAGCUCUAAAUAUUGGUAUGCUGCCUACGAGAUCUCAGAACACUGCAAAUCUAUCUUCCGAUGCUUUUAUUGCCGUCCAGCAACAUAUGGACUUAAUUAGCGGUACUUAUCCAUUUACUAGAAUUCAAGGAAUAGAAAAUACACAACCGUCACAGAGUACCCGAUUUUCAACGAUGCUGUUUUCAGGGUCAUCCUUCCCAUAA